This is a messenger RNA of Thyridium curvatum, 3813 nucleotides long. RefSeq lists its product as uncharacterized. The coding region runs from base 1 to 3813 and encodes 1270 amino acids. The transcript has a single exon. The record is from RefSeq and is a predicted model, not a curated record. Lineage: Eukaryota; Fungi; Ascomycota; Sordariomycetes; Thyridiales; Thyridiaceae. Gene Ontology annotation, molecular function: transcription cis-regulatory region binding; DNA-binding transcription factor activity. Gene Ontology annotation, biological process: regulation of DNA-templated transcription. Gene Ontology annotation, cellular component: nucleus.
AUGGGCAACCAACAGUCGAGCAUGCCCGAUACGCGCCCUCAGGCCGUGAGGGGUCCCCAGGCAGACUUCCUGGCGGACACUGUUGCUGGCACGGGAGAGUACGACGAGUUUGAAAGUAUUGCGAAACCCGAGGCUCCCGACUCUACUGAUUGGCCUUCUACGGCGCCGUCAGCUCUGCCUCCGGCGAUCGACGACUUCCACGACGGCCUUCCGCGCCUUCCUGCCGAAGCGGAGCCACACUCUGGGAGGAGGAUAAGCGGCGACGACCACGUCAAGCCCGCGCCGCCAAGCUCGCCUGAGCAAGUGAGGGCUUCAGACCAAUUGUCGCCAACUCUCAACGGAGUCAAUGGCACGAAGUCGAGGAAAGGGAAGAAAGCGAAGCGCAAGCGCGAGAGAAAUUCGAACAGCCUGUUUACCCAGUCAGACGAGGGACAAAAGAUAGCUGAGGCGCAGCAGCUCUCUCCUGAGCUUCCGGAGCUUCAAAAGGAGGACAUCAAGGCCGAGGAGACCACCACCAAGACAUCGCGAAGGAAGAGGAGGAGGAAGGAUGCAGGGCCCGAAUCCCAGCAAGGCUCUAUCGGCUCCCUUGAGGUCCAGUCUCCGACUGCACAGAUCGAGCUGGAGAGCGAGGGUAUCAAGUUCGACGUUGACGAGUCCACUACGCUUCCCAAUCCUACGACGGAGGAGCACAACCCGACGAAGCGCCGAAAGAAGAGAAGGAACUCCGUGGCCAGCAAGCGCAAUGUGGGUGUGCAGGACGAGGUGGUGGAGGAAGGCCAUGAAUGGCAUGCGACCAAGCCGGCGCCGCCUACAGCGUCUGCUGAGCCGGCUUCACAAGAGGCCUCGUAUGAGAGUGGCUUGAAUGGCCAGCAAGAUCCGGCCCAGAUGGAAAUCGAUGACCCUUUGCUUGAAGAUGCUUCAUCCUCCAGGCCAAUUGCUACGCAGGACAUUGAUGACGGGUCCAUUUCACAUGUGAAAGAGGAUGCAGUGAACGGCGAGCAAAGGGACGAUCACAUCGAGGCCACUGAAAAUGACCAAAAUGGAGUUCCCGCAACAACAAGCCAGAGUCAUGCGAGCGACAACGAAGCUGCCAUUGAUGGCACACCUCGAAUGGAUUUUGGCUUUGAGCCUUUUGGCCCGGAGCCGACCUAUGACACCGAUCAGGACUACUCUGGCCUGCCCUCCCGUCAAAGUCCGGCCUUUCCAGCAGGAGAGGUUUCCAGAGCCAAGGGCCAAGCCUCAGAUGAUCUUGGCACCUACGGGGCGCGUUCUGAUUCUGAGCAUUCAGAGCAGGAGAGCCAGGCAGUUGAAGAUGCUGCCUCAAACCUGGCGAGUAAUCGACAUGAAUCGUCAAAACUUCAGCGGAGUGUUGGUGUUGAAGUGGGUCAGCCAACAUUGGAGAGUGGGGACGAGCCACCUCAAGAAACAGCAAACUCAGAAGCUGGGCAAGAUGUAAAUCUGCAGUCAAAUUUUGAUGAAGGGGUGUCCGACACAGACCUUGCGACCGCUCUGGAGCACAUAACCACUCCUCUCUCCAAGUCGGCUGAACAGACUGUCGCACUGAAAUCAUCUGCAAAACAGCGGCCGAAGCCGUCAUUUUUUGACAUUUUGAAUGGGAAUGGAAACGCGACGCCAAAGACAUCCAAGCGCGCUACGUCUGCAACAAAGAAAUCAACAACCAAGAAGAACGAGCCUUUUGUAACGCCAAGUCGCCAAAACCUCGCCGCAUUUGCGCAGCUUCCGGCCAGCGAAGCCGUCGCGACGGCCAAGAAACCCCGUCCGAGACCGGUGAGGGACACGCCGGCGACGCCCAGCCGCCUGAACCGCACUGCAUUCGCGCAACUGCCUCCUGACGAAGCUGUCGCGACGGUCAAAAAGAGAGGGCGGCCCAGGAAAAGUAUCCCUGGCACGGAAGCAUACCUCCUGGCUUCAUCGCCUGCGAGGGCAAAGAUGUCGUCCCAGAUGAAGGGCGACCAGAAUGGCGAGGGCCCACGGAGCUCCGCCGGUCCUGCAACUUCCUCCAAGCAGCCGGCCUCUCAGAAGCCUGGGAUGGCUAGCGGACCAUUCACCCAAGCCGAGUUGGAUCAGAUUGCCGAGGCCAUUUCAUCGUUUAGAGAUUCCUGCGGCAUGUCACAGUUCGAGGUGAAUGAGAUGGUGCAGGAGCCUCCACAUGCACGGAGCUCCACGGGUCUGCACAAAGACCUAUGGCAACGCGUGACCGCGUCUUGUCCAAGUCGGCCCCGGCAAAAGGUGAUCAACCGGACGCGCAAGAUCUAUCACAACUUUGUGGGCCGUGGCACUUGGACACCGGAGCAAGACGAGGAGCUGAGGAGCAUGGUUGCUCAGCAUGGCACCAAAUGGUCGCUUAUUGGCGGUCUCAUCAAUCGUCAUCAGGAGGACGUACGUGAUCGAUGGAACAACUAUCUGAAGGGCGGGGAAAACCGAAAAGUCGAUUUCUGGUCCGCUGAUGAGGAGGCUGUGCUCGUUGAGCUCGCUAUCGAGAUGCUCAAGGAGAUCCAGAAAUCCCGCGGCGAGAACCCCGACAUCAUCAGCCCGACUUCCGAGGUGGACAUACCGUGGACCUACGUCAGUGAGAAGAUGGGGCGAACGCGCAAUCCGCGGCAAUGUCGGAUGAAGUGGAAACAGCUGCGCGAGGCCAACAAAAUUACCAAGCAGAACGAUGAGUUGGACUUCUCCUUGACCCAGCCCGAAGACGACGUGCCCAGUCGACUGGACAAGGCGCGUAGCGACCUACGGAAGAUGGACUUCAAGGAUAAGCUGCAACUCAUUCGGGCGAUUCGCAAGACAGAUGUGAGGAAGGACGCCGAGAUUCCCUGGUCGACAUUGGUGAACUCCAAGUAUCGUCGCCAGUGGUCCGAGGCGACGCUCAAGCUCCUCUGGGCGCGACUGCGGCAGACCUUGCCUGAGCACCAGAAGAAGUCGACGCGACGGGUGGCCGAGAAGCUCCUGCGCGAGUACGAGGAGCACAAGCAAUUCGACAACAUCCUGGACAUGGACUUUGAUGAAGAGGAAGAGAGCCGGCUCAUCGGCAGCACGACCCCGCGGCGAAAGGUGUACCGGACGCCUCGCAAGUUCUCCAGCAAGUCUGUUCGCUCGGCCGAGUUCGUGGACGAGAGCGGCACUAAGGAUGCCGAGCCCGGAGACGACGUGGAGGACGAGCAGGAGGAUGAGGCACCGACCAGCGCUCAAAAGCCGGCCGAGAGCUCCGACGACGAAGAGGAAAUUCCGGCGUCGCCGACUUCGAAUGAAGUUGUGCCCAAGCGGCGGCGGCAGCAGCAGACAGAUGAGAUGGACAUUGAUGAUGACGAGGACGAUCAUGAGGAUGGAGCCAGGACCGCAGACCGCUCCGGGAGUGUUGAUCUAGGCACCACAAACGACGAGGAAGACAUUGGCCACUACAAGGUGGGAGCCUCGUCACCUACGCCACAGUCGCGACCCCCCAAGAAGUCGGCUGCGGCAGGGGUGCGCCGCGAGAAGCGUACCGAGUCGGAGGGAUCGUCAGUUAACGCCGACUCGUUUCGGCUCAAGAGGAAGAGGCCUGGUCUGCUGUACAAAUCGCCGACUGCUACCACCGCUGCUGCUGCUGCUACUGCUGCUGAUGGCGAACGCACCAAGAAGAGGGGCAAGAAGAAGAGAAAGAAGAGAAAGUCGCUCACGAUCUCUCAGGACGAUAUUGAGGACGACAGCGAGGCGGAGAGGAGGAAGAAGGAGGCGGCGGAGAGCGAUGCGGACGACGACAUGGAGGAUAUCCCCGCGCGGCUGCCGGUCCGGAGCAGCGAGGAAGUUGAGUGA